AAAACAUCAAAGUAAAUGCACUUUAAAUAGUCAAUACAACUACAAUUUACUUUUAUGUCAGUAAGAAAUAUUCAUAUUUAUUUUAAAUAGCAGAUUAAGGAACUUUAUUUUGUUGGUUUUUAUUAUUAAUAUAUUUCGACCAAUAGACACAAGCGGCAAAAUGGCGGGUGUAGGCGUGACAAGCACUGUCGCUAAGCAAAACAGUAAUAUUUUAGAGGAAAAGAAACAGAUUGUUGCCGAUAGAUUGAAGAAAAGAGAUGAUGAACGUCUUGCAGAGGUGGAAAAACAAAAGGAGCAAAAGUCUGAAACAGCAUCUGCACAAGAAAGUGCAAAGUUCUUUCAUGAAAAAUUUGACUCUGGGAAGAAUGAUCUGGAAGAAGAAAUCAGUAACAGUGACUCAGUGGAUAAAAAUAAACUUGCUGACCAUUUUGACAAUUUGUCAGUUAUGUUCCAAAAAUUACAGAGAUUUCUUACAGAAUCAAGUAUGUUUUUACCCUCAUAUGAUCUUCGCAAAUCACAAGAUUUGCUUACUAAACUUCAAACAUUGAUUCAAGAAAAGAGGGAUGUGCUCCUUCCAAAAAAGAAGUUCGCAUUUAAGGCAAAGAAGAAAGGAACCCAACCAGAUAAAGUUUCAGAACCAAAGGUUGUUGAUACAUCUGCCUUUGAUGCUGUUAAAUUAGCAGAAUGCAAGUUAACAGACCAAGAAGGCAAACAUCUGUCAAUGGACAAGGCAAUUAAUCAGAAAGAUGUUGCUUUGGCUAAUCUCCGAUCAUGCACUGUGAAACUAAAUGGAGCUGCUUCAGCGGUUCACAUCAACAAACUUGAAAAUUGUACAAUUCUUUGUGGCCCUGUGUCUGGCUCAAUAUUUAUAAGAGAGUGUGUCAACUGUGUAUUUGUUGUUGCUUGCCAACAACUUAGAAUUCAUUCUACAACUGACAGUCAAUUUUAUAUUCAUGUAACAAGUAGAGCAAUAAUUGAGGACUGCUCUUCAGUCAGAUUUGGACCAUACAACUGGUCGUAUCCUUGUAUUGAUGAACAUUAUAACAUUUCCGGACUUGACAGAAACAGGAAUAGCUGGGAUGAUAUUGACGACUUCAAUUGGCUUGCAGCAGACAAACAUUCUCCAAACUGGAGCUUAAUUCCAGAAAAUGAAAGGAAGGAGCAGUGGGAUAUUCAGAAAGAUUAACCCACUACUUAAUAAACAUACAGUGAUUCUUAAGAUGAAUGUGAUCUGAUUCUGUUUCAACUACAUGUAAUGGUGUUAAGUAUCACAAUUAUGUUGAGUACAAUGAAGAAAAUUUUAGAAUACAACUUGAUAAAUUUUUAUUUUAUGUGCUUACAGUUUAAACAGUUGUGAUCAUUCAAAAUAAAAUCUUAAGAUAUUGUGA
Mya arenaria is the source of this 1388-nucleotide messenger RNA. Its product is annotated as tubulin-specific chaperone C-like. Gene Ontology annotation, biological process: tubulin complex assembly; post-chaperonin tubulin folding pathway. NCBI's taxonomy places the organism in Eukaryota, Metazoa, Mollusca, Bivalvia, Myida, Myidae. The record is from RefSeq and is a predicted model, not a curated record. Bases 161 to 1186 code for a protein of 341 amino acids. Gene Ontology annotation, molecular function: tubulin binding. Gene Ontology annotation, cellular component: cytoplasm. The transcript has a single exon.